AUGAUGGCUGCAGGUGACUUGAGCUUAAGUUCAACAAGCUUUGUGAGCAGGAGGUUAAAUACUUCUACCUUUGUUAUCUCAGAGGAUGAUUCGUAUGGAGAACAACCAUAUAUCUACGUUAAAUUGGGUUUCAAUUACGUGAUCAUAACGGAUACGGGAUGCAAUUCGCCUCGAGACAGGACAAUCAAACUUACAUCACUACGCAAAUUCAUCGAAGAAUACCCCAUUUUAUCCUUCAAUAAUCAGAGUUUAAAUCCGAAUGGCGAGAAGCGAUAUAUCAUAAUCUGCACUCAUUGUCAUUAUGAUCAUAUUCUUGGUCUCCCAGAGUUUCUGUCGACAAACCCUACCAUUGUAGCCUCGGAGAAUGGUAAAUCUUUCAUCCUCGAAGAUUUGCCGACGAGCUCUCUUUGUCAAUAUAUGAACGUAUCGACACCGAAUUACAAAGUGUCACAUUGGGCUCGUCAGCUGGAGUACUUUUCGAUGCACAACACCCAUUUCCGCAUUCAGUUCAUUCAAAUCCCAGGCCAUACACCCGACUCACUUGCCUGGUAUGAUAUUGAAGAACAAUAUUUGUUUGUUGGGGAUACUCUCUACACAAGACACAGAUAUCCCGUCAUAUUCGAGCUUCCAGAUGAGGCAGAUCAAAACCCUAGUCUGCCUUCUACUCAAGCCGCGAUAAUCUUUCCGGAAGAGGGAGGCAAUUGGAUUCAAUACAUGACAUCACUUGACUUACUCUCAUCUUUCGCAAAGCAUCGAAAUUCUGAACUCAGUAGGCUACAUGAAUCGAGCGAGACAGCGGCACCAAGAGUACGACUUGCUUGUGGCCACUUGACGUAUGCGGUAGAUGCGGAGGAGAUGAUUCUUGAGGUACAAGCUUUGUUCUGGAGGAUAAUUUCGGGAAAGGUUACAGUGAAAAGGACUAACGUGAAGAGAGGGGUCAUACACGACUAUUGGUUGGAGAAUGAUGAGUCUAAAUACGGAGUCAUGGCACCUCGUCAUCUCGCCGAGGAGGCGAGGCUACACUUUCAACCCAAGCAAUGA
Messenger RNA from Botrytis byssoidea, 1041 nucleotides. RefSeq lists its product as uncharacterized. The record is from RefSeq and is a predicted model, not a curated record. The transcript has 2 exons. NCBI's taxonomy places the organism in Eukaryota, Fungi, Ascomycota, Leotiomycetes, Helotiales, Sclerotiniaceae. Bases 1 to 1041 code for a protein of 346 amino acids.